Messenger RNA from Drosophila mauritiana, 1473 nucleotides. Its product is annotated as chitinase-like protein Idgf5. The transcript has 3 exons. Gene Ontology annotation, biological process: chitin catabolic process; carbohydrate metabolic process. Gene Ontology annotation, molecular function: chitin binding. Gene Ontology annotation, cellular component: extracellular region. Lineage: Eukaryota; Metazoa; Arthropoda; Insecta; Diptera; Drosophilidae. The record is from RefSeq and is a predicted model, not a curated record. The coding region runs from base 52 to 1383 and encodes 443 amino acids.
CCCAGUUUAGUUGUGAAUCUAACUUGGAGCUAAGCGUUACUACGGAUCACGAUGUGGAUCCCAAAGAACCCAUUUGUAGGAUUACUGCUCUGCAGUUUUUUGGCAAUUUUCCAGUCUACACACGCAGAGGUGGGCAAACUGGUGUGCUUCUACGAUGCGAAGAGUUUUGUGCGUGAAGGCCCCGCCCAAAUGUCGCUGGCUGAACUGGAGCCCGCUCUACAGUUUUGUAACUUUCUGGUCUACGGCUAUGCGGGCAUUGAUGCCGAGACCUAUAAGAUUAAGAGUUUGGAUCCUUUGUUGACCAAUGACCGUCAGCAUUACCGCCACAUUACCGCGCUGCGCCAGAAAUAUCCGCAUGUUCGCUUCCUGCUUUCGGUGGGCGGCGAUCGGGAUGUGGACAGCGAGGGCGUGGCAGACAGUGGCAAGUAUCUGAGAUUACUGGAACAGUCGGAGCAUCGGAAAAGCUUUCAGGCAAGCGUUUUGGCGGAGCUGAACAACAAUGGGUUCGAUGGCAUCGAUCUCGCCUGGCAGUUCCCCAAAAAUAGGCCCAAACUCCAGCAGGGCGUGCUUAAGAGGGUAUGGGGAUCGUUCCGUGGCUGGUUUAGUUCCUCAUCGGUGGACGAGAAGUCCGAGGAGCAUCGGGAGCAGUUUGCCACCCUUCUCGCAGAGCUGCGAUCCGAUCUGCGACGUGGUGGCCAUCUCCUAACCGUCAGUAUGCUGCCUCAUGUUUCAGCGGAACUCUUUAUUGAUGUUCCGAAGGUUCUUAGUAACGUGGAUUUUGUCAACCUGGCCACCUAUGACUUCCAAACGCCGGAACGCGAUCCCAAAGUUGCAGAUCUGCCCACACCACUGUAUGCCAUGUACGAUCGGGAGCCCAGUCACAAUGUGCAGUACCAGGUGCAGUAUUGGAUGAACCAGACAUCCGAAAUCAGUGUCCACAAGCUGCACGUGGGAGUGACCAGUUACGGGCGAGCUUGGAAUAUGACCCGAAACUCCGGCAUCACCGGCUAUCCACCAAUUCCGUCGGCAAAUGGAGCUGCACCGCCGGGAAGGCAAACUGUUACGCCAGGAUUGCUCAGCUGGCCGGAGAUUUGUGAUUUGCUGCAGCAGCAACCACAGGAUCGCGAGGUUCCCCAUCUGCGCAAAGUGGGCGAUCCCACCAAGCGUUUCGGCAUCUAUGCGUACCGGGCGGCGGAUGAUCAAGGGGAGAAUGGCCUAUGGGUGGGCUACGAGGAUCCCAUGACGGCGGCCAUCAAGGCGGGAUUUGUGCAUGCCCAAGGAUUGGGAGGAGUGGCCUUCCACGAGCUGUCCAUGGAUGAUUUUCGUGGUCAGUGUGCUGGCGAAAAAUUUCCCAUUCUGCGAAGCAUUAAGUUUAAGCUAUAAAACAAAUGCUCUUUGCUUUAAAUUCAAAAUUUGCUAGCUGUCACAAUUAUCCUUUUGCUUUUUCAGUGUAUUUGUAAAAUAUGCAUGGAU